UAGGAAAUCAUUCUGACAUCGUCAGCCUUUCAAGCAACACGCACUCAAACAAACCACAUAUUUCAAACUACCAAAAAUGUGCCAACAAGUCGUUGUCGUCGCUACCGCCAACAACAACAAGAUGAAGACCAGCUACAGCAUCAAGCAGGUCCUCAAGACGCUCUUCAAGAAGCAACAGAAGCGGCAGCAGCAGCAGCAGCAACAGAAGCCUCAGGGCUCUCUGGAAUCAUUAGAAUCCGUCGACAAUCUGCGCAAUGCCCAGGUUGAGGAGGCCUACUAUGCCGAGAUCGAUGAGAAUGCCGCCAACGAGAAGCUGGCCCAAUUGGCCCACUCUCAGGAGUUCGAAAUCGUUGAGCAGCAGGAGGAUGAUGACGAGGACGAGGACGUCUAUGUCCCAGUCCGCUUCGCUCGCACCACCGCCGGCACCUUCUUCUGGACCACCAACCUUCAGCCAGUCGCCAGCGUUGAGCCUGCCAUGUGCUACUCCAUGCAGUUCCAGGAUCGUUGGGCCCAGGCUUGAACACCCCUGAACGCCUCACCCUUCAAUCUCCAAGCUUUAACAACCCUACAAACAUUGUGAUAGCAGCAGCGGCUUUAACUCACCAACAAUCUCGGCGAUCCAGCGCUUCCAUUAGUUAUUAAGAUAUUGUGAUAGAAAAAGAGAGCUUUAAAACAAACGUACAAAAUACAAAACAAGAAUAACAAAAUCAAA
Drosophila gunungcola (fruit fly) is the source of this 712-nucleotide messenger RNA. RefSeq names its product enhancer of split malpha protein (gene E(spl)malpha-BFM). Gene Ontology annotation, biological process: Notch signaling pathway; sensory organ development. The record is from RefSeq and is a predicted model, not a curated record. The transcript has a single exon. NCBI's taxonomy places the organism in Eukaryota, Metazoa, Arthropoda, Insecta, Diptera, Drosophilidae. The coding region runs from base 77 to 520 and encodes 147 amino acids.